GUUCACAUCACUGUCACACCACCCAACACAUCAACACGUGAUUUCCGUCGACGCUCUCAUGCCUUGUCUCACAGCAAACCAGCUGCUCAUUGUAUGACACUGAGAACUCCAUCUGUAUCGACACAUCGACUAGAGACAUAAUGGAAUUGAUCCUAAUUUGCACAACAGUUUUGAUGUCCCGUAUUCUCGCGGGCGAGACUUCCAUCUCCUCCAUGUCAUUGCGUCUCUUAAAUACAACAUACCUGCCGUCGACAUUCAAUACGCUCAAUGAACCCACAAGCUACGGACUCGGAAAAGACGCAGCCGAGGCGUUAGCCUUUGAUCCCACCUCAAAGGUCGCCUACGUCGUCGGUGCCACUGGAUACCUCUACGUCAUCACCUUCAACGCAUUAACCGGAGAAGGAUCCGUAGCCUUAGCCAAACUAGUCACUGAUCGAGAGAAGGUUACAGAUGUCGCAGUCUGCAACAACUUGGUUGCCGUGUCCUACCACGGACGAACCGUCCGCCUAAACGGAUUUGUCGAAUUCUACAGCAACUUUGAUCUCAAGACUAGAAGUCUUGCGUUUCUUCACAGAGAGAGAGUCGGUGUCGGUCCCGAAUCGAUAGUGUUUUCUUCCGGAUGCGAGACGUUGGUGGUCGCCAACGAGGGAUGUGCGGGCUGGUUGGAUUCUACGAACUUUACAUCGUUUUAUAAUCCGGAGGGCUCGGUCUCCGUCAUAAGAAACAUUAAGAGAGAAAGCGAGACGGUCAGAUGUGACGUCGUCACUGCCGGGUUUACAAAAUUCAACGACCGAGUGUCUUUCCUGGAACAGCAGGGAUUACACUUUGUGAUGGAGAGAGACGCGUUUGGACACACCUAUACUCUUUCGGAGGACUUAGAACCGGCGUAUGUCGUUCUAUCUCCGGACGAUCGGACGGCCUAUGUAGCGCUCCAAGAAAACAACGCCAUCGCUGUCGUCGACGUCGAGUCCGCCACAGUGACGGAAAUCUACGGUUUGGGACGUAAAGAUCACUCUUUGACGAACAACGGUUUUGAUACCCUUAAUGACAAGAUGGUUAGGAUUAGGGCUAAACCAACAGGAGUCUACGGUCUUUAUCAACCACAGGGCAUGGCCGCUUUCCUUUUUGAGGAUCAAACAUACAUUGUGACCGCAAAUGAAGGCCAGUCUAAAUCCUACUCUCUUGACGACAGAGCAAUGUUCUCGGAAGAGUCCGUCGGAAGGUCGUUUGUCGGAAGCUUGACGGCGUCAGCAAAUGCUUCACUGUACGGCAGCUUAAUCAAUGGCGGAGAUCUUGAACGACUCGCUAUAUCCAACGCCACGAGUAAAAUCUGGAAUGGACUAUAUGGCGAGCUUUACACUUUCGGGGGCCGCAGCUUCUCUGUUUACCUCAACAAGGAUGGUAGACUAUCGAUGAUCUAUGAAAGCGGCAGCCUACUUGCUGAAGAACAUGCCAAACGGUACGUAACGUGGUUUAAUGGGAAGUCGUCCAAAGACAGAUCUCUCGCGCAAUCGUUCGACUCCCAGAGCGAAGAGCAAGGUAUCCAACCGGAGGCAAUCCAUAUGGCGAACGUCGGCGGCGAGCGGAUCGUAUUCCUCGGAAACGAGAGAACGUCGACGAUUUUUGUCUUCAGUCUUGAACACCCGUCGACCCCAAGGCUACUGACGACCGUCACAAACGUAAACGAAAAGAUGGCAAGCGAAGAGGCUUAUAACCGGAGACAACUCGGUGACGUCGAUCCCGAGGAUUUUGUGUUUAUUCCGUCGGAGUCAAGUCCGGUUAGUGGAAGGUCACUGUUGAUCGUAGCUGGAUCAUACAGCGGUACAGUGAGCGUCUACGAAGUUAACUAUACUUGCACUUAUGGCAGUUUGGGGAACGACUGUGUUCCCUCUUCUGGUUUAGCGCUAGUUAUGCAAACUGGUGUUACGGCUGCUGGUCUCCUCUUGACCGCAGUGACUUGUUUGGUACAAAUUGCUGUGGUCCUCUAAUUAACUAUCUAACGGCUAAUCUUCUUUGACAAAACUUUAGCAUUACGUGAUUGCAGAUCAACUAAUAAU
Molecule: messenger RNA, 2057 nt
Organism: Corticium candelabrum
Lineage: Eukaryota; Metazoa; Porifera; Homoscleromorpha; Homosclerophorida; Plakinidae
Product: mesenchyme-specific cell surface glycoprotein-like
Exons: 1
Coding region: 141-1988 (615 amino acids)
Molecular function (GO): protein binding
Source: RefSeq, a predicted model, not a curated record